GCCAGCCCCGCUUGAAUGCCUGUGCUGGGGGCGGGGAGGGGCCAGGCCGGCGGCGGCUGGGCUCACCCCGUCCCCCUUCUUGCAGCGAUUCGGGUGAGCUGCACAGGCUCCUGCAGGGUCUCCACCAAGGCCAACGACACAGCGUGGGUGACGGAGGAGGACUACGUCAACAGUGCUCUGUCGCUGGCUGACAAAGGGAGCCUGCCUACUGGAGAGCACAGCUUCCCCUUCCAGUUCCUGCUUCCUGCCACGGCACCCACGUCUUUCGAGGGCCCCUUUGGGAAGAUCGUGUACCAGGUGCGGGCCACCAUCGACACGCCGCGUUUUUCCAAGGAUCACCAGUGCAGCUGUGUGUUCUACAUCCUGAGCCCCCUGAACCUGAACAGCAUCCCGGACAUCGAGCAACCCAAUGUGGCCUCCACCACCAAGAAGUUCUCCUACAAGCUGGUGAAGACGGGCAGCGUGGUGCUCACCGCCAGCACGGACCUCCGCGGCUAUGUGGUGGGGCAGGUGCUGCGGCUGCAGGCCGACAUCGAUAACCAGUCCGGCAAGGACACCGGCCCGGUGGUGGCCAGUCUGCUGCAGAAAGUGUCCUAUAAGGCCAAGCGCUGGAUCUAUGACGUGCGGGCCAUCGCAGAUGUGGAGGGUGCCGGAGUCAAGGCCUGGAGGCGGACGCAGUGGCAGGAGCAGAUCCUGGUGCCCGCCCUGCCCCAGUCGGCCCUGCCGGGCUGCAGCCUCAUCCACGGCGUGAGUGGCAGCUACCUCCUCCAGCCCCGGUCCUUCUCCUUCACUCUUGAGGACCUGAGGCUGCAGGAAGCUGCCUGGGCCUCGCUCUCCAGGGACCCGCUCUGGCGGUGGACAGCUGUGUCCUUCCGGAAGCUGCGGACAUGGCCCAUGUGUCCAUCUGUCCGCAGCUGGGCCUUGGGUUGCUGCACUGCUUGUCUCCUGUGA
This is a messenger RNA of Myotis davidii, 951 nucleotides long. It is a transcript of the gene ARRDC1, whose product is annotated as arrestin domain containing 1. Gene Ontology annotation, molecular function: ubiquitin-like ligase-substrate adaptor activity; ubiquitin protein ligase binding. Gene Ontology annotation, biological process: protein transport. Lineage: Eukaryota; Metazoa; Chordata; Mammalia; Chiroptera; Vespertilionidae. Bases 16 to 951 code for a protein of 311 amino acids. The transcript is spliced from 6 exons. Gene Ontology annotation, cellular component: cytoplasm. The record is from RefSeq and is a predicted model, not a curated record.